AGAGGCUGGGAAGUAAUCGGAGCCGAUGCAAAGAGGUGCCUGGGGCGCGGAGUGGGCUUUGCUUUGGUAAUCUCUUCCUUUCCCCCCAGUGGCGGCGAUGCGCAUAGGCAAUGAAUGAGCCCGCGGGCGCUGCUGUUGCACGUGCCCCCAGCCCAGCUCCAGAGCCGGCCGGAUUCAAAGGCUGCUGCUGCCGCCGCCGCCGCCGCGCUCCAAGCUAAGCCGCUCAGCUGUCAAUGUCCAUAAGGGCUUGCCGCUCCGGAGUGGUGCAGGGAAGAGGCCACGCGAGGAGCCCCCCUCGUUUCUGCUGCUCUUUCCCCGGAGGAGGGAGAGACCAGGAUGCUGCGCCAACCGCCGCUUUGAAGGAUGGAAGGAGUUCUGUACAAGUGGACCAAUUAUAUCACAGGUUGGCAGCCUCGCUGGUUUGUUCUAGAUAAUGGGAUAUUGUCUUACUAUGAUUCACAGGAUGACGUUUGCAAGGGCAGUAAAGGAAGCAUAAAGAUGGCCGUGUGUGAAAUCAAAGUUCAUCCAACAGACAGUACAAGAAUGGAGUUAAUAAUCCCUGGGGAACAGCAUUUCUACAUGAAAGCAGUCAACGCGGCUGAACGACAGAGGUGGCUGGUGGCAUUGGGAAGCUCAAAAGCCUGUUUGGCAGACUCCAGAACAAAGAAAGAAAAAGAAAUUAAUGAAACUAAUGAAUCUCUGAAAACCAAAAUGUCUGAACUUCGUCUGUACUGUGACCUGUUAAUGCAGCAAGUGCAUACAAUACAAGAAUAUGUUCACCAUGAUGAGAGUCACUCAUCGCCAAGCAUCGAGAAUAUGAAUGAAGCUUCCUCCUUGCUCAGUGCCACCUGCGACACAUUCAUCACGACACUGGAAGAAUGUGUGAAAAUAGCCAAUGCCAAGUUUAAGCCAGAGAUGUUUCAGUUGCCUCACCCGGAUCCCCUAGUCUCUCCUGUGUCUCCUUCACCCGUGCAAAUGAUGAAGCGUUCCGUUAGCUAUCCAGGUACCUGUAAUUCAGAGAGGGGCAGUCACUCGCUAAAAGAAACAAACUCUUCAUCCCACCGAUCAUCACAACGGUGCAGAAGAACGUUGUCAGAUACAGAGCCUUCUGUAGAUACUCACCUUGAAGAAGCAGACAGACAGCCCUACUGUUCCAGAGGAUCUCUCAAUGGAGAUUUGUUGCCUCCAGCCAUUCCUGAAGCAACUUUAGUAGUGUCUAAGAAACAAUCGGGACUUGAAGAGGCCAUUCCACCAACUUCCUGAAGAAAGAGAAGGAUUGACUUUCUAUAAGUAAAGCUAUGCAAAGCUGCUGUCAUUCUACUGUCGUAGGGAGUAGUUAGUUGUUCCCUGUCUGAAGGAUUUCUCUGCACUUUAUAGAAUAAUGUAAAAAAAACCCAAACCCCUAAUUUUGAAGUGUAUUUUAUCUUUAUAUACUUUAUUUGCAAGAGUAUUUUCCUAAAAAAGAACUUUAGUUUGUGCAUUUUGAAACAAAUUUAUGGGUUUAACUAAAAGUAAGUACCCUUGUAAGUGUAGCUUUUUUUCUUCUUUUUAUGUGACGUGAUGGUCAAGCAAAACUUAGCAAGGUUGAAAAUUCAAAACUUGGACAGAUUGGGGGUGGAAAGAAGUUGUGCCAUAGACCCAGCUGGUCAGUAGAUUUCAUAGUAGUUGCGCAGGUACAGCAUUUGAUUUUGGUGAUUUAGGAGUGCACCAUUAAUUUCAGGGGCAUGCUUGCCUAUGUUAGGGCUAAGACUGCAUUCCUAAAACAAAGUAUGUCAAUAAGGUAUAUUUUCCCCCUUUUCUUUUAAAAGCAAGCAUGUAUAAAAGGCACGGAAUACCUGAAGUCCUGCUGAAACCUAUGGGACUUGAGCAUAUUCUCUAGCCAAACUUAAGCACCUUAAAAUCCCAUUGGUUUCCCUAAAAAGGAUAUAAACACACAAUUAACUUUCCCAUUGAAGUCAGUGAAGCUACGUUGUUUCACUUUAGCCAGAUUGUCCUUAAAUUCCAUCAGAAAUAGCCUUGCGGCACCUUUAAGAUGAACAAGUGUUUAUUCCUGCAUAAGUAUUCACAAACCAGGGACUGGUGUGUUGGAUGAAUCUCACAAAGUGGGUUUUAGUCCACAAAAGCUUGUGCUAGAAUGAAAACGUGUUUAUCUUGAGGGUGUUUAUUUUUGCUAGCAAAUGGACAGACUUGAAUUCUGUUUUUUUGACUGGGACGUAGAACAUCUCUGGCUUGCAUGCAAAAUUUGGUUCAUAUUUUUUAGCCAAGCAAAAUAACGGGAAGACGUGCAGUAUUUUUUUAAACAGACAUAUCUGCAAGGCCACUGCCUUGCAUGGGCGGAAGAUAUUUUAAUAUGUUUGAUGUAUUUAUGUCUUUUUGCACCAAAAAUGCCUACUACUUGUAUAGAGCAAAAGAGAUGUAAAAGUUGUACUUAACUGUUGUUGAGGUAUAUUGCAUCACUAAAUAUCAUUGUAGCACUGUGUUGUUGUUUUUAAAGUCAUUGGGUACUAUCUAGCCAUGGUUAUGCAAUUUUAAGUCCUCUUAAUUUUGUUGGAAGAGUAAAACAUAUUUCUGUACAAUAUAUGCUCAUUUAACUAAAGGAGCAUAAAAUAUGCUUAACUUUGGCUGGAUUGUUGCUUUUUGUCACACCUAAAAAGAAAAAAAAAUAUCCUUGACGUGUCUUUUUACCAAAGUGUUAUUUUACUGCUGGUUUCUAAAAUAUGCUUUUGAGCUGCUGUUGUAAUGUAUUCAUAUUUGCAGCGAUACCUUUAUUUAUGACCUAUUUAUACCAAAGGGGGGGGUAACUUUUAUCAGUGUGAAUUCUAUAUAACUUCAGGAUGGCAUAUAUGCGCUGCAAUGUUCUCCUCUCUGUUCAUGCAGUGUCAAAUAUGAAUACACUCCCAAUUGAGAUGAGAAUUGUGCUCUUGGCUAGAGGAUGAAACAUGUAGUUUAGCCACCACCGAUUUGUACAUUCAUGAAAUCUCUCUUGCCCAAGCCAUUUGCAAGAGCAAAGACUUCAAACUUAAAUUUCAGCAGAGGUUUGCAAAGAAGUUACUGAUGAAUUGCACCCAAAACUGUGUUAGUGUUUUGCAUUGUAAAUUCUUUGGUUUUGUAUUCACUUUGGGAUAAACUUGGUAUAUAAUGUCUUGGCCAUGGAGCACUUUUUUAAAAAGUUAAAAAAAAGUUUUUUUUUUAGAAGUUACAUAAGUGUUCAAUAAAAUACUGUUUUUACA
Messenger RNA from Eublepharis macularius, 3230 nucleotides. RefSeq names its product pleckstrin homology domain containing A3 (gene PLEKHA3). The transcript is spliced from 8 exons. The coding region runs from base 364 to 1263 and encodes 299 amino acids. NCBI's taxonomy places the organism in Eukaryota, Metazoa, Chordata, Lepidosauria, Squamata, Eublepharidae. Gene Ontology annotation, cellular component: early endosome; recycling endosome; trans-Golgi network. The record is from RefSeq and is a predicted model, not a curated record. Gene Ontology annotation, biological process: endosome organization; receptor recycling; retrograde transport, endosome to Golgi.